Messenger RNA from Serendipita indica DSM 11827, 1635 nucleotides. Lineage: Eukaryota; Fungi; Basidiomycota; Agaricomycetes; Sebacinales; Serendipitaceae. The record is from the annotation of a GenBank genome assembly.
AUGGACGACAGCGACGACGCCCAUGGAUCCCUCCAGAGCGCACUCCCGAGUAUUACAGAGCUAUUUGGCAUCAAGGCAACCGACAAGCUCGAUUCGCUCGCUGCAGGUGCCCAUCGGCCACCACGUGCUAUAGGACCUCCUCCAUCUGCGUAUUCUCGCCAGGCCGUGCGCGCGUCGUCGCCCAGCUCGUUGGAUCAAGCCAGAAGUCCAUCGCGAUCCAACAGCUUUAGUUCUGGUCAAUAUGGCGAAGUGGGCCGCACACGACGUCCUUCGCCUUCUCCUCGCGGCACGAGAGCGUCGACACCGUAUCCAGCUGCCAUGAUUCCAGUAAACUCUCGCUCUUCAACACUGCUUACCCAGUCGCCAACCGAAGCCUCUUUUGCCCACGCGCUGCCUCCACUUUCCGCGGCGAUCCCAGAAUUCACGCCUGCAAAUCGCGGCAGAGCCGUGUCGGAUACAGAGGCGCAUUCCCGUGUGGGACCAUCCGGGAGAUCGUCUGUGCACUCGUCCUAUCACUCGUUCCUCGACUCGGCGCCACUUCAUCCUAGUCUAUACCCUCGUCUACGUUCAGACUCGGUCGACGAACAGCAGCAGCGACGACACGUCGGCAGAAGUCCGGUGCAUACAGUAGCCGACGAUGUGCAGCAUCCCUCACCUUCUGCACGUAGUCAUGCUCACAGCAUCCCGCCGAGCAGCGCGCUGUCCGACGUGGACACUGCUCAGUCCCACGCCUGGGGCGGUCGUCGAUCCAUGAGCGGCACGUCCCGAAGUAGCAUGGAGUACCCGCCUUCGUCAUCCUCUCAUGAAUACACGGCCCACCCUUAUGCUUCGUCCCGCCAGACUGGUCAAUACCCUGCUCUGCCGCACGUUGCUACUGCACCUGCUGUCCCUGGACCCUAUAGCUCUGAAAGUUCGACGCAUGCUUCGCCUUCCCGCGGUCAUGAUCGUGCGCCACCCUCUUCCUUCCCUCAUGGGGUCUACCCUACUACGGUCAGCCGACCCCGCAGCGCAAACUCGUCCGAGGGCGAUGAAUCCAAACCUGGCUAUGGCAAAUACGAGUGCGAAUACUGUUCAAAGAGAUUCAAUCGGCCCAGCUCGCUCAGGAUUCACAUCAAUACACACACCGGAGCCAAACCGUUUCAAUGUCCCUUUCUCAACUGUGGACGUCGCUUUAGUGUCAUGUCCAACAUGAGACGGCAUGCUCGCACGCAUGGCAACAUGAUGGUCGUCCAACCAGACGAGGAUCAGACCUCGCAAUACCAGUCAGGCCAAAGCACCGGCCCCCGUUCUAUGCCGCCUUCGAGGAGAUCCGGUGAUCAUGAUUUACACGGAGACAGCGGAAGGGGCAGUGGUGGGCCUUCCUCGCUUGGGAGCACGUCGUCACGCCGUCAGUCCCACCCACAAGGUCGCUCAAACCAUCACCCAGCACGUUGGAUCGGUUCCAACGGACCUGAGAAUGCAGGGAUGGAGGUUGAUGAGCUCGACGACGACGAAGACGACGAGAUGGAGACUGACGCCGGGGGAGGUUCAUCUGAAUCGGAUGGAUACCCUCCCCGUAAAUCCCUCCAGCGAUCCCAGUCUAUGAAGGCGUCGAUCCAAUACGGUCGCUUCCCACAUUCGCCCACUGCUCCAUGA